AUGCCUUCAUGUGCUGUUGCGCAUGCUAUCGGUAACGUGAGAAAGCCAGGGAUAGCGCUCCUUUUUGCGCCUGAGCAGCCGAUGGUCAAAGAGCACGAUGUCAAGAAGUGGCACGUGGUGUAUCAAAACCGAUUCGAUUGUUGGGAAGGACCUCUGAGAAUCCAAGGGACUUCAGCAUUCAGAGAAAUGGAAGCGUACAAUUUGGAGAGGCGAAUCUCCAUGUACGAUCAAGCAGAAUGGGUCGCCGACUUGAACGUCCUCAAGUCUCUAGGCCAGUCCCUGAUCUGCGAGUGUGUGGUGUCCAUGGUAAACAUUGCAGUCAUGAUCCAUCCAUGUCAGCGUGCGAAGUAG
Molecule: messenger RNA, 351 nt
Organism: Aspergillus nidulans FGSC A4
Lineage: Eukaryota; Fungi; Ascomycota; Eurotiomycetes; Eurotiales; Aspergillaceae
Exons: 2
Coding region: 1-351 (116 amino acids)
Source: RefSeq, a predicted model, not a curated record